Molecule: messenger RNA, 234 nt
Organism: Sclerotinia sclerotiorum 1980 UF-70
Lineage: Eukaryota; Fungi; Ascomycota; Leotiomycetes; Helotiales; Sclerotiniaceae
Exons: 4
Coding region: 1-234 (77 amino acids)
Source: RefSeq, a predicted model, not a curated record
AUGUACUGCCAUAAUUUCAUUGCAAAUUCUGUACAACUACAGAGAGAGGAGUACACAGCAUUAAUGCUGUAUCGAGUAGCAAAUGCCAAAGCUCCUGAUGUAGGUAAGCUUGAGGAAUAUCUAGAUCUAUCCGACCCGUAUCCCAUCGAGGAAAUCUCGUUUGUCGUAGAGAAUGCCGCUAAGAAUGAUUUGAUUCAGGGGAAUCGGGGUCGAUCUAUUUUUGAAUGUAGCUAG